Coffea arabica (coffee) is the source of this 915-nucleotide messenger RNA. RefSeq lists its product as uncharacterized. The record is from RefSeq and is a predicted model, not a curated record. NCBI's taxonomy places the organism in Eukaryota, Viridiplantae, Streptophyta, Magnoliopsida, Gentianales, Rubiaceae.
AUGACCUUGAGAAGUGGCAAAGAAGUCCAAGGACCCAAACCUGUGAUUCCUAAAGACAAGGACGAGAAACGAAUUAAGAAAGAGCUGGAAGAAGAGAGCAAAGACAGUAAAAAUUCAAAGAUACUUCCGGACCCACUCAUUCCAGCUAAGACUAACCCGUCUCCCUUUCCAAGCAGAUUGGAGAAAUCAAAGAAGCAGAACAAUGAGAAAGAGGUCCUGAAAAUCUUUCGCAAGGUGGAGAUUAACAUUCCCCUACUAGAUGUGAUUAAACAAGUACCUAGAUACGCAAAAUUUUUGAGGGACUUGUGUGUUAACCGAAGGCGGUUGAAAGGAGAUGAACGGGUUAUAGUGGAGGAGAAUGUGUCAGCAAUCUUGCAAAGGAAACUUCCACCGAAAUGUGGGGAUCCAGGUAUGUUCACUAUCCCCUGUAGGAUAGGUAAUAUAGUGAUUGGUAGGGCCAUGUUGGAUUUGGGAGUAUCAAUUAAUGUCAUGCCAAACUCCAUAUAUGCUUCUUUGAACUUAGAUCCGUUGAAAGACAUGGGAAUAAUAAUCCAAUUGGCUGACCGAACAAAUGCAUAUCCUGAUAGAUUGGUCGAGAAUGUUUUAGGAAAAAUUAAUGAAUUGGUCUUCCCCGCUGAUUUUUAUGUACUUGAUAUAGAUGAUGAACACUCUCACGACCCAUCACCUUUACUGUUAGGUAGACCCUUCUUGAGCACAGCUCGAACCAAAAUUGAUGUUAAUAAAGGUACCAUGUCUAUGGAAUUUGGUGGUGAGAUUGUUCAUUUUAACAUUUUUGAAACCAUGAAAUAUCUUUCAGAAUCACAUGCUGGCUCUGUUUUGUCUAUAAAUGUUAUUAACCCUGCUGUACAAGAAGUUUUUGAAUUGAAGUCAGGGAUGAGUUGGAAGUCGCCUUGA